AUGGCCUCGAACGACGACGAUACCGCCGCCCUUUAUGCUCCUACACCCGACCCUGUCUUGAAUAGCAAACUCUUUAGUCUGGAGAUGAGCAUCAUCAGCGCACAGCAACACCUGAGGAACCACUACAUGAACCGAAUCAGCCAGCUUGAUCCGUCCCGGCCUGAGUUCCAUGGCAUGGUGCAGCUUGCCCUCUUUCUGCUGGGACACAGUAUGUCACACCUUCAACGUCUCUACGAGUUCACUGUCCGAUCGUAUUAUGAAGAGGCUGGGAUUCCGUAUCUCCAUUCCUAA
Molecule: messenger RNA, 291 nt
Organism: Trichosporon asahii var. asahii CBS 2479
Lineage: Eukaryota; Fungi; Basidiomycota; Tremellomycetes; Trichosporonales; Trichosporonaceae
Exons: 1
Coding region: 1-291 (96 amino acids)
Source: RefSeq, a predicted model, not a curated record